ACCCGGCGGGAGAUCAUGAUUUGCUUGUUGGCGUUUAUCAACCCUUGAUUUUCAGAGAAAUGAAGAUCAAUUAAUAAUGUGUUGAAGACACUAAUAAUAGAGUAAACAAGCAGAAUGACAUCCAUUAUAAAACUACAGCCAUUUUCUGGUGCUCACAAUGAAUCGCCUCCAUGCUACAUGCUACAGGUGGAUGAGUUCCGAUUUCUCCUGGAUUGCGGUUGGGAUGAAGAUUUCAGUAUGGAGUUCAUUAGGGAAGUUAAAAGACAUGCUCAUCAGAUAGAUGCUAUUUUGUUGACCUAUCCUGAUCACAUACACCUGGGUGCUCUCCCUUACCUGGUUGGAAAUGGAAUUUUGAACUGUCCCAUUUAUGCUACUAUUCCUGUGUAUAAAAUGGGACAGAUGUUUAUGUAUGAUUUAUAUCAGUCUCGACACAACACUGAAGAUUUUGACAUAUUCACUCUUGAUGAUGUGGAUGUCGCUUUUGAUAAAAUAGUGCAACUUAAGUACUCCCAGACUGUGAAUUUAAAAGGAAAGGGUCAUGGUCUACAGAUAACACCUCUACCUGCUGGUCACAUGUUAGGUGGUACUAUCUGGAAAAUCAUUAAAGACGGAGAGGAAGAAAUAGUAUAUGCUGUGGAUUACAAUCACAAGAAAGAAAGACAUUUGAAUGGCUGUGUCCUAGAGAAUAUUUCAAGACCACAUCUGAUGAUAACAGAUGCAUUUAAUGCCACAUAUGUUCAGUCUAGACGAAGAGCAAGAGACGAGCAGUUAUUAACAACAAUCCUGCAGACUAUGAGAAAUGAUGGCAAUGUGUUGGUUGCUGUCGAUACUGCUGGUCGAAUGCUGGAACUGGCUCAGCUCUUGGACCAGAUGUGGAGGAAUUCUGAAUCAGGUCUUUCACCAUAUUCCCUUGCCCUGCUCAACAAUGUCAGUUUUAAUGUGGUGGAAUUUGCCAAAUCUCAGGUGGAAUGGAUGAGUGACAAAAUCAUGAGGUCAUUUGAGGAGGCAAGAAAUAACCCUUUCCACUUUAAACAUGUGAAGCUGUGUCAUAACCUAGCUGAGCUGGCGAGAAUACCAGAGCCAAAGGUGGUUUUGGCAAGUGUUCCAGACCUGCAAUGUGGAUUUUCCCGAGACUUGUUUUUAGCCUGGUGUGGUAGUCCUAAAAAUAGCAUCAUCCUGACAAAUAGAACCUCUCCAGGAACUCUGGCAAGAUGGCUGAUAGACAACCCAGAGAACAAGACUGUUACCAUGGAUAUAAGAAGAAGAGUGAAGUUAGAGGGAACAGAAGUGGAGGAGUAUCUCCGUAAAAAGAAAGAGAAAGAGGCAGAGGAACAGAGAAUCAAGAAUGAACAGAAAAGGGAGCUAGAAGAUGAAUCUAGUGAUGAAAGUGACACAGAAAUGGACACUGAUAACCAGAAUUUGUCCAGCAAAGGCAAACAUGAUCUCAUGAUGAAGAGUGAGGGUAAAAGUCGAACAGGAUUUUUCAAACAAGCUAAGAAGUCUUAUCCAAUGUUUCCUUUUACUGAGGAGAAACUCAAAUGGGAUGACUAUGGAGAAAUCAUAAGGCCAGAAGACUACACCAUUCUAGAUGUACCUCAGGCUGAUGAGGAGAGUUCAGCAGAAAAUGUUAAGAAGCAGGAUAGUGCUGUACAAGAUCUGUCAGAGGUACCUACAAAGUGUGUGGCAGCCACUGUGACCUUGGAUAUCAAUGCAAACAUCCAGUAUAUUGACUUUGAGGGGCGUUCUGAUGGAGAAUCCAUUAAAAAAAUCCUCUCGCAAAUUAAACCAAGGCAACUGAUUUUGGUGCGGGGCACUACAGAGGCCACGGAAGCUUUAGCAGAAUACUGUAGAAAGAAUGAAGUUGUGCAGAGCAAGAUCUUCCUUCCACAUAUUGGGGAAGUGGUGGAUGUCACAAGGGAAAGUCACAUCUUCCAGGUGAGACUAAGAGACUAUGUGGUGUCUGCCUUGGAAUUUGCCAAAGCCAAGGAGACUGAGCUGGCGUGGAUUGAUGGUGUGUUAGAUAUGAGUCAGGGUAAAGUGGACACAGGGGCCAUGUAUGAGGCAGAAGAAGGGGAGGUCACUGAUGAAAAAUCUCGGAAAAUUCGACAAGAUGGCACUAUGGAUGGAGAGGAGGAUCCUAUGGAGGUGGUACCAACACUAGAGGCUCUGCCACACAAUCAGUUUUUAGGACAUAAAGCUGUGUUUAUCAAUGAACCAAAGCUCUCAGACUUCAAGCUUGUGUUGUUACAGGAGGGAAUACAGGCUGAAUUCAUUGCUGGAGUGCUUAUCUGUAACAAUAAUGUAGCGGUCAGAAGGAAUGAAGCAGGAAGGAUACAGCUUGAAGGGACAAUAUGUGAAGACUUCUUUAAAAUCCGACAGAUUCUCUACAAUCAGUAUGCCAUUGUAUGAAGGAGAACUCCUUCAUUGAAUGUGAAGAUGUUUGUAAACCACCUCAUACAUUUUUAGUGGUCUGUUAUUUCUCUAAAACUUUCAAUGUUCCAUGUAAGAUUGUUCACAUUUAAAUGAUUGUAUGUGUGCUUAAAAAGUAUAUUAAUAGAUAAUGUAGAGUCUCUACUGAAGAAUGUUAUGAGUACAAAAACAAUGUCAUAGAAGAUUUUAUUACAAUUGUUACCUAGUAGUACUGAAUGAAACGUUUGAGUCAUUUUCUCAUCUGUAAAUCAGAAACUUGCGCAUUUUUACCCUCCAUUUGUGCCUAAUGCCAUUGUGUACAGAAUAAAUGUUGGGAAAAUGUUA
Saccostrea echinata is the source of this 2754-nucleotide messenger RNA. RefSeq names its product cleavage and polyadenylation specificity factor subunit 2-like. The record is from RefSeq and is a predicted model, not a curated record. The transcript has 20 exons. Bases 115 to 2409 code for a protein of 764 amino acids. Gene Ontology annotation, cellular component: mRNA cleavage and polyadenylation specificity factor complex. Gene Ontology annotation, molecular function: RNA binding. NCBI's taxonomy places the organism in Eukaryota, Metazoa, Mollusca, Bivalvia, Ostreida, Ostreidae. Gene Ontology annotation, biological process: mRNA 3'-end processing by stem-loop binding and cleavage.